Messenger RNA from Nomascus leucogenys (northern white-cheeked gibbon), 9460 nucleotides. RefSeq names its product WD repeat domain 33 (gene WDR33). NCBI's taxonomy places the organism in Eukaryota, Metazoa, Chordata, Mammalia, Primates, Hylobatidae. The record is from RefSeq and is a predicted model, not a curated record. Gene Ontology annotation, molecular function: protein binding. Gene Ontology annotation, cellular component: mRNA cleavage and polyadenylation specificity factor complex.
GUGCGUGAUGACCCCAGAGCGUGCGUUCGGUGGCUCAUAGGGGAAGAUGGCGGCUGCUCCUUUGGAGCAGCGGGAUUGAGAGAAUCGGAGUAGGGAGACCAAACAGGAGAGACAUUCCUGGCUCUGAAGACGAACGCUUUGCUGGCCGUUAGGAGCUCUGCUCAAAGCCAGACGUAUCCUAGAAGGAAAACAUCACCAUGGCUACAGAAAUUGGUUCUCCUCCUCGUUUUUUCCAUAUGCCAAGGUUCCAGCACCAGGCACCUCGACAGCUGUUUUAUAAGCGACCUGAUUUUGCACAACAGCAAGCAAUGCAACAGCUUACGUUUGAUGGAAAACGAAUGAGAAAAGCUGUGAACCGAAAAACCAUAGACUACAAUCCAUCUGUAAUUAAGUAUUUGGAGAACAGAAUAUGGCAAAGAGACCAGAGAGAUAUGCGGGCAAUUCAGCCUGAUGCAGGUUAUUACAAUGAUCUGGUCCCACCUAUAGGAAUGUUGAAUAAUCCUAUGAAUGCAGUAACAACAAAGUUUGUUCGGACAUCAACAAAUAAAGUAAAGUGUCCUGUAUUUGUUGUUAGGUGGACUCCAGAAGGAAGACGCUUGGUCACUGGAGCUUCUAGUGGAGAGUUUACCUUGUGGAAUGGACUCACUUUCAAUUUUGAAACAAUAUUACAGGCUCACGACAGCCCGGUGAGGGCCAUGACGUGGUCACAUAAUGACAUGUGGAUGUUGACAGCAGACCACGGAGGAUAUGUGAAAUACUGGCAGUCGAACAUGAACAACGUCAAGAUGUUCCAGGCACAUAAGGAGGCGAUUAGAGAGGCCAGUUUCUCACCCACGGAUAAUAAAUUUGCUACAUGCUCUGAUGACGGCACUGUUAGAAUCUGGGACUUUCUUCGUUGCCAUGAGGAAAGAAUUCUCCGAGGGCAUGGUGCUGAUGUGAAAUGUGUAGACUGGCAUCCAACCAAAGGGUUAGUUGUUUCAGGAAGUAAAGAUAGUCAACAGCCAAUCAAGUUCUGGGAUCCCAAGACUGGGCAGAGUCUUGCAACACUUCAUGCCCAUAAAAACACAGUAAUGGAAGUGAAAUUAAACCUCAAUGGCAAUUGGCUACUCACAGCAUCACGUGAUCAUCUCUGUAAACUUUUUGAUAUCAGAAACCUGAAAGAAGAGCUUCAAGUCUUCCGAGGUCAUAAGAAAGAAGCCACAGCGGUGGCCUGGCAUCCUGUUCAUGAAGGACUUUUUGCCAGUGGAGGGUCUGAUGGUUCUUUGUUAUUCUGGCAUGUUGGGGUAGAGAAGGAAGUGGGUGGGAUGGAGAUGGCCCACGAAGGGAUGAUCUGGAGUCUGGCUUGGCAUCCUCUUGGGCAUAUUCUCUGCUCGGGCUCAAAUGACCAUACUAGCAAAUUCUGGACUCGAAACCGACCAGGUGAUAAAAUGCGAGAUCGAUAUAAUCUAAACCUUUUACCCGGAAUGUCUGAAGAUGGAGUAGAAUAUGAUGACCUUGAACCUAAUAGUCUGGCAGUAAUUCCAGGAAUGGGAAUACCAGAACAACUAAAAUUAGCUAUGGAACAAGAACAGAUGGGGAAAGAUGAAUCAAAUGAAAUUGAAAUGACAAUUCCAGGUUUAGAUUGGGGAAUGGAGGAAGUGAUGCAAAAGGAUCAGAAAAAAGUACCUCAGAAGAAAGUUCCUUAUGCAAAACCCAUUCCUGCUCAGUUCCAGCAGGCUUGGAUGCAAAAUAAAGUUCCAAUUCCUGCUCCAAAUGAGGUGCUGAAUGACAGAAAAGAAGACAUUAAAUUGGAAGAGAAGAAAAAAACACAAGCAGAAAUUGAGCAAGAAAUGGCUACAUUACAGUAUACUAACCCGCAACUUCUGGAGCAACUUAAAAUUGAAAGACUUGCACAGAAACAAGUUGAGCAAAUUCAGCCUCCUCCCUCAUCUGGCACCCCUCUCCUCGGACCCCAGCCUUUUCCAGGACAAGGUCCAAUGUCUCAGAUUCCUCAAGGUUUUCAACAGCCCCAUCCAUCUCAGCAGAUGCCAAUGAACAUGGCUCAGAUGGGGCCUCCAGGUCCACAGGGACAGUUUAGGCCUCCUGGACCCCAGGGACAAAUGGGACCACAAGGUCCUCCACUGCAUCAGGGAGGUGGGGGGCCACAAGGAUUCAUGGGACCACAGGGACCCCAGGGCCCGCCCCAGGGGUUGCCACGGCCUCAGGACAUGCAUGGGCCCCAAGGAAUGCAGAGGCAUCCUGGACCUCAUGGCCCUUUGGGACCUCAAGGGCCACCUGGACCACAAGGUAGUUCUGGUCCUCAAGGUCAUAUGGGUCCUCAGGGUCCACCUGGCCCACAGGGGCACAUAGGCCCCCAAGGUCCGCCUGGCCCUCAGGGUCACUUGGGCCCACAGGGGCCUCCGGGUACUCAAGGUAUGCAGGGACCACCUGGUCCCAGAGGAAUGCAAGGGCCUCCUCAUCCUCAUGGGAUCCAAGGCGGACCAGGGUCUCAAGGGAUCCAAGGUCCUGUGUCUCAGGGACCUCUGAUGGGAUUGAAUCCAAGAGGAAUGCAGGGGCCUCCAGGCCCCCGGGAGAGCCAGGGUCCUGCUCCCCAAGGGAUGAUGAUGGGCCACCCGCCUCAAGAGAUGAGAGGACCUCACCCUCCAGGUGGACUACUGGGACAUGGCCCUCAGGAAAUGAGAGGUCCUCAGGAGAUCCGAGGCAUGCAGGGGCCUCCACCCCAAGGAUCAAUGCUGGGACCUCCCCAGGAAUUGCGAGGGCCUCCAGGCUCACAAAGUCAGCAGGGGCCACCCCAGGGCUCUUUAGGACCUCCACCCCAGGGUGGCAUGCAAGGACCCCCUGGACCUCAGGGACAGCAGAACCCAGCAAGAGGGCCACAUCCAUCUCAAGGGCCAAUACCAUUCCAGCAACAGAAAACGCCUCUGCUAGGUGAUGGGCCCCGGGCCCCCUUCAACCAGGAAGGACAGAGCACAGGCCCCCCACCCCUGAUACCAGGCCUAGGGCAGCAGGGAGCACAAGGUCGCAUUCCCCCUCUGAACCCGGGACAAGGACCUGGCCCCAACAAAGGUGACUCCCGCGGCCCUCCAAACCAUCACAUGGGCCCGAUGUCAGAGAGGCGACAUGAGCAGAGCGGCGGGCCUGAGCAUGGGCCCGAGAGGGGGCCUUUCCGGGGUGGCCAGGACUGCAGGGGUCCCCCUGAUAGGCGUGGCCCUCACCCAGACUUCCCCGAUGACUUCAGCAGACCAGAUGACUUCCACCCUGACAAGCGCUUUGGCCACCGGUUACGUGAAUUUGAGGGGCGAGGAGGACCUUUACCGCAAGAAGAGAAGUGGAGGCGAGGGGGCCCUGGGCCUCCGUUUCCCCCUGAUCACAGGGAAUUCAGUGAGGGGGAUGGCCGGGGUGCAGCCCGAGGCCCUCCGGGGGCAUGGGAAGGCCGCAGGCCCGGAGAUGAACGUUUCCCCCGGGAUCCCGAGGACCCACGUUUUCGAGGGCGCAGAGAAGAAAGUUUCAGAAGAGGAGCCCCACCGAGGCAUGAGGGCCGUGCUCCUCCCAGAGGAAGGGAUGGUUUUCCUGGUCCUGAAGACUUUGGUCCAGAGGAGAAUUUUGAUGCUUCUGAGGAAGCGGCCCGAGGACGAGAUCUCAGAGGUCGAGGUCGGGGUACCCCACGAGGAGGAAGGAAGGGUUUACUUCCCACUCCUGACGAGUUCCCUCGCUUUGAAGGAGGGCGGAAGCCAGAUUCCUGGGAUGGAAACAGAGAGCCUGGGCCAGGUCAUGAACAUUUUCGUGAUGCUCCCCGCCCUGAUCAUCCCCCUCACGACGGUCAUUCCCCAGCCAGCAGAGAACGCUCCUCUUCUCUCCAAGGCAUGGACAUGGCAUCCCUACCUCCCCGAAAGCGCCCCUGGCAUGAUGGCCCAGGCACUUCUGAGCACAGAGAGAUGGAGGCCCCAGGAGGCCCUUCUGAAGACCGAGGAGGCAAAGGCCGAGGGGGCCCAGGACCUGCCCAGAGAGUGCCCAAAUCUGGACGUUCCAGCUCCUUAGACGGAGAGCACCACGAUGGAUACCACAGAGAUGAGCCUUUUGGGGGCCCUCCAGGCAGUGGCACCCCUUCUCGAGGGGGCCGGAGUGGCAGUAACUGGGGUAGAGGGAGUAACAUGAACUCUGGCCCGCCGAGGCGAGGAGCUUCACGGGGUGGUGGAAGGGGUCGGUAGAAGCUGGAACUGAGUACCCUGAGGCCUCUCUGGACAGUAUUUAAGAACUUCUUGUGGACUUACCAAGAGAAACAAAAGGAAGCCUGCACCGUUGUAGCCCUGAACUCUUUUCUGGGCACCUGAACCCCAGGAACCCUCAAUGAGGUCUUCAAGAUGAAGAGACUGCUGCCAGCUACCAGCCUGGCUGGCCCUGUCCUGUCCACCCUCAUUGCCCCAACUCCCAUGUUGUUUUGUGAAGAUAAAACCUGGGAUCUUUUUUUUUUUUUUUUUUUUAAGUCUCACCAGACACGGGGCGUCUCCACAAAUUUAAGUUCCUGGCCAUUUGGAAAUUUGUUUCUAUGUGUACAGUUUGUCAGAGAAAAACAUAAAGUUUUUGUAUGAAUACAGAAUGUGAUUUACGCAAGAAUUAACAGAAAACUAGUUGUGAAGUGCUUGCCUUAAGGAAACCUUUGGUUUCCAUCGCAUCCCAUCUGCCAAGGAAUGCACGGUUGUUGCUGAUGUUUCUGAGCAUAUUAACCACUAGGUCAUCUCAGUUAAUCUCCGCUGUGAACUUUGUGUUUUUCAACACACUCCUGUCACACCAUUUUUGUGAUAGUGUGAGAAAUACUUGAAAUUUAUUCUAACGUAGUUUGUAGUAGGUUCAAAUUUUUACUCAGACAUGCUGUGACAGAUGGAAAAUUGUACUCUGAAGAGAAAAUGCAAUCUCCUGGCUGUCCAACGAGGGAGCUUCCCCUUGGAAGCAUCUCCUAAAAAUCAGUUUAGAUUUGAAUCGCCUUGUUAUGAUGAGGAGAGGAACUUGAUGUUAGUCAGAAAUAAAGUCACAUGCCCUUUAGGUAACUUGAAAUCACACAUGGAGUUGAUAAGGAAUGGACCAAAAUAGGUCCUAAAACAAUUUUGCAACACUUAAGUUUUCAUCUCUUCCUCUUCCAUACUAACUAUGUGGAAAUACCAGUGUGACGGCAGGGCAUACUUCCAACUCACAGGAAGCCAGAUAGAUCUUCUCCAUGGCAAAUUCCUUGUUUGAAAUAAACAUACCAUUUAGCCCAGUUUGGAUUGGAAGCCAAAAAUUCAGUUUGUUACACCCCAUGAUACUUUCUGUACUGACCUUUAUUUUGGUUUUACAUGGAAGCUUUUAUUAAAAGGACUGUCCUAUGGCCACCUUAACGUUUCAUUACAUUGGCAGCUUCAGUUUUGGCAUCAGAGUCAAAUUUAUUUGGCAAAUUUAGUGGUGCUGGAAGUUUCUUUUUUUCUUUUUUGACAGAAUCUUUCUUGCUCUGUCACCCAGCCAGGAGUGCAGUGGUGCAAUCACGGCUCACUUCAGCUUCGACCCUGCCUCAGCCUCCCUAGUAGCUAGGACUACAGGCACAUGCCACCAUGCCCAGCUAAUUUUUUUUUUUUUUUGUAUUUUUUGUAGAGAUGGAGUGUCACCACUUUGUCUAUGUUGGUCUCAAACUCCUGGGCUCAAGUGGUCCACCCACUGUGGCCUCCCAAAGUGCUGGGAUUGCAGAUGUGAGCCACAGUACCUGGCCGCUGGUGCUGGAAGUUUCAAUGGUUUCUUAGAAAAGGCAUACUGAUACAGUUUAACAGUAUAUGAAAAUCUAACUGGUUCUCUAUGAAUGUAAAAAAACAGCAAAAGCUAACUGAUUUCUGUGGAGUGAGAAAAUGUCAGCCAUAUACACUGCUUUUCAGUGUUAGAAUCUAGAGACUAUUUUUUUUUGUAACUUUGAAAUUACAGCUUAUUUAAUCAGCGCUCCACUGUAAACAUGCUAUUAGGAGGCUCAAGAUUGCUUUAGGUUAUGGAUAUUUCUUCACUCACCCCCAACUGGUAUAGCUUAAAGAAACGGUAAUCAAAUUUCAUGAAGCUAAAACCGGAUCCAGAGACCAAACCCAUAUCAAGAUUAGACUUUUUUCCCCUGAGAUUCUAGUGGAAAAAUUUUCAUUAUUUUGGGCUUUAACUUUAGAAACAUGGUAUCUCAGUAAGCAGAUAACCAGAUCACAUUUAACAAUUUUCAUUUUACAUUUAAGCUCUACUGGACUUGACAGAUCAUUUAAACAAUAAACCUCUACAUUAUAUUAAAUAUAUAUAGCAUUUAAAAACAUCACCGUCAGCAUACAUACUAGAUGUUGUGAUUUGAAGCUUAUAGAAACUAGAUUUUCAACGUUUGAUUUGAGAAAAAAUUUUUGAGACAGGGUCUCGCUGUUGCCCAGGCUGUGGUGCAGUGUUGCAAUCACAGCUCACUGCAGCCUCAACCUCCCGAGCUCAAGUGAUCUUCCCACCUCAGCCCCACCCCGAGUAGUUGGGAUCACAGUUGUGUGCCACCACAUCUGGCGAAUUUCUUAAAGAUUUUCUGUGGAGAUGGGGUUUAUUAACUAUGUUGCCCAGGCUGGUCUUCAACUGGCCUCAAGCGAUCCUCCUGCCUUGGCCUCCCAAAAAUGCUGGGAUUACAGGUGUGAGCCACCAGCUGAGAAAUGUUGAAUUUUAAAGUUUUUAUUUAAGAAAUAAACAUUGUAAAACCCCCAACUAUUGCAAGUUCUAGAGAAAUUUAAAACUAGAACAGAAAUUUAGGGGACUAGAAAGAGCAAGCAAUGGCACAAGUCUUUACAAUUAAAAAAAUCAUUCUGAAAAUACUGCAUUUGCUCUCUCACAAGCAGCCUCCUGAGGUAGGUAACCUUGUUUACUGAUGGGGAGGGAACAAGGCAGCGUUCUUUACCAAAUCUCAGGGCGGGUGGCCUGCAAGCCUACAGUGUGGAUGUUGGCCACUUGUGUCACUUCUUGGGACAGGGCUUAGGGACCUGACUUAGCAACAUAAAUUUUGGGGUUGGAGGAAGCAGCAGUGCUCCACUGCGGCACGACAGACACCCUGUUAAGGCAACACUGGGAUCCAGCUCAGGAAAAGGAUUAUUUUCAAAUUGUGCAAGCCAAUGCACAGAAAAGUGGUCCUCAACCUUGGGGAACGUAGAAUCACCUGGGGAGCUUUAAAAAGGUCCUAUGUCUGGGACCUACUUCCCAGGUUCUGACUGCAUUGAUCUGAGGUGUGGCUCUUCAAGGCAGGCGCGAGAACCACUGGCACACGUUUAAAUUCUAAAUAUAUUUUACUUCCUAGUGUAUUGCUACUGACAAAACGUAGUUUUCUGGACUCAUCAGAAUGUUAGGCUCAUACUUUCUGGCAAUAAAUUAAGGUAGGUAAAAGUAACUGCUGAACCUAAAAUGAAGGAAGCAGCAAUUAGACAUAUAAAACAUCUUAAGAUCAGCCUGCAAACUGUAAACUAGUUUACAAAGCAGACUAUACAAUGAGGAAUAAUUCGAGCUUGUAGAAAUCCAUGGUUUCCAUCAGAUACAGGUAUUCCGGAUCUAGAAUUAUCUUCCUACUUGCAGGAUUUCCGCACAGACCAUUAAGCAUGUACGCGCCCCUUCCUGGAUCCCAUGCUUCUUGGGGCAGGAAAUUUCUUUUGGUCCGUCGCUUUCGUCGUGAAAUACACAACUAAUUUUCCUUUCAUGUUAUAAGGCACCAUAUUUAUGAUUCUGUUAACUGAAGAAAAAACCCGAGAUAAACCAUCUUAAAUAAGUACUUUUAAAAGUCCAGUGGCUGAAUUCGGUGUUUAAUCUGAUACCCGUCUGGAUUCGCAGACUGAAGAGAAUAACUUCCAAGUCUUAGUACAGCCAAAACAGAAAACUACCGUCGCUACGCUACAUCUACCACUGGAUUUUAAAACGACAAAACAGCCUGAGAAAAAUCACAAGAGCAGCUAAUUCGAAGAAAAGUCCUUUUUCUUUACUCAGCCGAACCUAAGACCACAGUUACCUCGAAAGCAACUUCUAAUAACCGUCUCCCAUCCUGUCACCAGUUCAAUGACAAAAUCUGUUUUCAGAGCAUGUGCCAAGUCCAGCACAAAACGCUGACAUCGAGGAGCUCCCAACGCUGCUGUCGCCUCCGCUGGCAGCAGCCGCUCCCGGCUUAGACUCGCAGGCUGUCGCGGCAGGGCCUUCGCCACGGACGUCCGGGCACCGCCGUGCAGUCCUCGGCUCGGCCGGCGCGGUCUCCGACGGCGCUGGCUCCGCGUACUUGACCCGAGGCGAGGGCGCGAGGUCCUCACACGGGCAGCACCUUGGCGAGGCCGGCGCUGCGGCCCAAACGACCCAGCGCGAGGCGCAGGGCGGUGCCGCCGCCCCAGGGCAGCAGCCCAACCAGCGCAGCCAGCAGCGCGGCCACCUGCGCGCCCGCGCCCAGCACCGUGAGCAGCGUACUGCGCAGGCCCAGCGCGGCGAACAGAGUGGCGCCCAGCGCUGCUGUGUAGAGCAGCGCGGGCCGGGACGGCGCUUCUUCGCAGCGCAGCAGGCGCCCGCACGCGGCGCCGCCCCGCAGCAGCGCGCCUCCCGCCAGCGCCAGCGCCGAUCCCAGCGACCAGAGCAGCGCGAACUUGCGCGCGCGCAGCAGCAACACCGGCGCGUAGAGCGCGGCCAGGCCGAAACACAGUGCAGCCAGCAGCAGGCACCCGCCACCCGCCGCCAGCCGCUGCCCGCGCGUCACACUCGGGAGGCACGCCAGGCCCGUCGCUGCCGACUCCGCGGGGCUCCGCGCCCACGUCCAGCGCAGGCCCGCGCGGCCCAACCACGCCCCCGCCGGCCCGUCACCGGGCUCCUCCGCCUCCUCCGCGGCGAGCAGCGGCUCCGCGGCCGCCGGGCCGCCGCCUUUUCCCUGCGCCAGGUACUCCUGCAGCUGGCGGCGGAGGUCCGCCAUCUUGGGCAAGGCGCGGCAGGAGGGAAAAGCUGCCGCUCACUUCCGGCCCUCCCCGGCCGCGGGCGGAAGCGGCUCGGCCUUCGGGCGGCAAUUGGUCGGCCACGGCUAAAGGGGUAGGGCCUGCGGCGCUCGCGAAAGUGCCGCGGUGCCUCCCCGCGGACUUUUGUGGUGUCCCCAAGUACCGUGGGCGCAGGUGCUGCCUGUCCGCCUGCAGUCGCCCUCCCAGUGCCUGACCCUCUUCCUUGUUCGGAGUAGGCGCCAUUACGGUCUGGCUAAGUCCUGCCAGCAUUAAUAGUUGGAAGGCAAGGGUGGGUGUGGAUCUAAAGGGGCACAAGAGGGGACCCUUUUGCUGAUGGAAAUGCCCUGUGGCCUCACUGUCUGCGUCUACCUUGGCGGUGAUAUUGUGCUAGUUUGGCAACAUGGAGGAAUGGGUAAAGGGUACACAGGAUCUCUCUUGUUCUUACAACUGAACACAAACAGUGAUCUCAAAAUAAAAAUUUAAUUUUUAAAAAA